Prunus avium (sweet cherry) is the source of this 1195-nucleotide messenger RNA. Its product is annotated as integral membrane family protein. NCBI's taxonomy places the organism in Eukaryota, Viridiplantae, Streptophyta, Magnoliopsida, Rosales, Rosaceae. Gene Ontology annotation, cellular component: chloroplast. The record is from RefSeq and is a predicted model, not a curated record.
CUUGUGACAUCCACACAUCUGAACAAAGGCUAAAAGGAUUGUUUUUUAUUUUAUGCAUCAAGUAAAUAACUGAAAAUUAGCAAAUCCCUUUGGUUCUCAACUUGCAUUAAUUACCCAAAAAGAAAAAAAAAGCGCACACACAUAUGGCUUCAAAAAUGCUAUGCCUGUGUGCAGGCAUCGUCACUCCUCCUCCUCCACCUCCUCCUGCUGCGAAGCUUGCCAAUACAAAUACUUGUUCCAAGCUCCCUCUGUCUUGUUCUUCAGAUAAGGCUUCAUCAGUUCGGCUUCAAUCUUUCAGGUGCAAAGCUCUCGGCGAAAGCUCUCAGCCUCAGACCUCCUUGGCCGAAACUGUUUAUCCAGGAAUCUACGGUCCUUGGACCGUUGACUCCACCGACGUUCGAGAGGUGAUUUUGUACAGGUCAGGACUCGUGACAGCUGCUGCAUCAUUUGUAGUUGCUGCCUCAGCUGCCUUCUUGCCUGAUAGCUUUUUCUUGACUGGAAUUGUGAAGCACAAUCUUGAUUUUGUCUAUGCAAUUGGAGCUGGUGGGUUGGGUUUGUCUUUGUUUCUGAUUCACAUUUAUGUGACUGAAAUUAAGCGCACUCUGCAAGCAUUUUGGGGGCUUGGUGUUGUUGGGUCUGUGGCUGCAUAUGCAAGCUUGGCUUUUCCAGCUGGAGAGGGCUUAGUUCAGUAUGUUGUUGAUAACCCAAUAGCUGUCUGGUUUGUUGGCCCUCUCUUUGUAUCACUCACAGGACUAGUUUUCAAGGAAGGUCUCUGCUAUGGGAAAUUGGAAGCUGGAAUUCUCACAUUCAUUAUACCUAUCACCCUUCUUGGGCACCUGAGUGGCUUGAUGGAUGAUGGAACAAAACUUUCUUUGCUGGGAUUAUGGAUGGCUCUGUUUGUGAUAUUUUCUGGAAGAAAGUUCACUCAACCAAUUAAGGAUGACAUUGGUGACAAGUCUGUCUUCACGUUCAAUUCUCUGCCUGAAGUUGAGAAGCAAGCCGUGAUUGAGAAGCUUGAGCAAGAGAAGUUUAGUCAGAAUUUCGAUUAGGUGUAUUGAGUCACGAUGGCUCUUUAGUCUCUAGUUCUACUGGAAAAGAAUUUUGAGGUAGAUUAUACUGUACAAAACCUCUGAGUGUUAGACACUUUUCUAAAGCUACUUACAUAUUUAUAGAGUCUUCAUAUUCUUAUGGUCCC